Molecule: messenger RNA, 2948 nt
Organism: Somion occarium
Lineage: Eukaryota; Fungi; Basidiomycota; Agaricomycetes; Polyporales; Cerrenaceae
Source: the annotation of a GenBank genome assembly
CGUUUCUUCGUUUCGAAUGUCCAUUCGAGCAAGGACGCGCCUCGAAUCGACAUGCACUCUCCACGCUGCACUCGCUGGCCAAAGUUGAAGAUGCAAAUCAGUCGACAUCAUGGGUCAAUCGAUAGUAGCAGCGUUACGUAAUAUAGCAUCAUAUAAAAUGAUUCUCCCUGCAGCCUGAGCGCUCCCCUCCAUCUCUCUUUUUCCUUCCCCACCAUCCUUUCUCUCCUCUCCAGACGAUUCACCAUGGUUGCCUCCAGUGUUCUUGGUUUCCCCCGUAUCGGUGCGAACCGUGAGGUUAAGAAGGCUGUUGAAGGCUACUGGGCUGGCAAAUUGUCUGCCGACGAGCUCACUAAAGUCGCUCUCGAGGUCAAAAAGACUAACUGGACCAGCCUCAAGCAGAGGGGUGUCGAUCUCAUCCCCAGUUGUAAUCUUUCUGCAGUGGUGAUUUCUCCCUCUACGAUCAUGUCCUCGAUCACUCUGCUGCGUUCAAUGUCAUCCCCAAGCGUUACCUUGGUCACAACUUGUCCCCUCUCGAUGUGUACUUCGCCAUGGGCCGUGGACGUCAAGCCGAUGGCGUUGACGUUCCCGCAUCUGAGAUGAAGAAGUGGUUCGACUCCAACUACCACUUCGUCGUCCCUGAGUUCUCCGAGGAGACCGACUUCAAGUUGGUCUUCAACAAGGCUCUCGAGGAGUUCACCGAAGCUAAGAACAUUGGUGUCACUACUCGCCCCGUCGUUCUUGGUCCCGUUACUUUCCUUGCCCUCGGCAAGGCCACAAAGGAUGCAAAGGCCGGCUUCCGACCUGUUUCCCUCCUCCCCAAGCUCCUUCCCGUCUACAAGCAAUUGCUUGCUGACCUCAAGGCUGCUGGCGCUGAAUCAGUUCAGAUUGAUGAGCCCAUUCUGGUUCUCGAUGUUGCAGCUACCUACGAGAAGGAGUUCAUUACCGCAUACUCCGAGCUUGCCCCCGUCUCCCCCAAACUUGUCCUUGCCACGUACUAUGGCCGCCUUGACAGUAACCUUACCUUUGUUGCAAAACUUCCCAUCGCCGGCCUUCACAUUGACCUUGACCGUGCUCCCGCUCAGUUGGACCAGGUGAUCGCUGCCGUCAAGCCCUCCAACAUUAUCCUCUCCCUUGGAGUUGUUUCCGGCCGUAACAUCUGGAAAUCUGAUUUCCAGGCCGCUCUUAAGCUCGGCCAGAAAGCUGUCGAGGCUAUCGGUGCUGAGCGUGUCAUCAUUGCCACUUCUUCUUCUCUCCUCCACACCCCUGUCACCCUCGCCGCUGAGAAAAAGUUGACUCCUGAGCAACAGGAUUGGUUCUCUUUCGCCCUCGAGAAGGCAAGCGAGGUUUCUACCAUCGCUUCUGUUCUCUCCGGCUCUCAGGACGCUAAGGUCACUGAGGCUCUUGAGGCUAACAAGGUCUCCAUUGCCAAACGUCGCGAGUUCGAGCGCACUUCUGAUGACGCAGUCAGGAAGCGUGUUGCUGCCAUUACUCCCGAGAUGUUGGAGCGUAAGAGCCCCUUCGCUGUCCGCAAGGAGAUCCAGGUCAAGCAGCUUGGUUUGCCCAAGUUCCCCACCACUACCAUCGGUUCCUUCCCUCAGACCCAAGAGAUCCGUACCGCUCGUGCCAAGCUCGGCAAGAAGGAAAUUACUGAGGAGGAGUACAAGACCUUCAUCAAGAAGGAGAUCGAGAGCGUCGUUCGUAUCCAGGAGAAGAUUGGUCUGGAUUUGCUCGUCCACGGUGAGCCCGAGCGUAACGACAUGGUGCAAUACUUCGGUGAGCGGCUCCACGGCUUCGUCUUCACCCAGAACGGUUGGGUUCAGUCCUAUGGUUCUCGCUAUGUCCGUCCUCCCAUCAUCGUCUCCGACGUCAGCCGCCCUGGUCCCAUUACCGUUGAGUGGAGUAGCUACGCCCAGAGCGUUACCCAGAAGCCCAUGAAGGGUAUGCUUACUGGCCCCGUCACCAUCCUUAACUGGUCGUUCCCUCGUGCCGAUGUCUCUCGUGAGAUUCAGUGCAAGCAGCUUGCACUUGCUCUCCGUGAUGAGGUCGUCGAUCUCGAAAAGGCUGGGAUCAAGGCUGUUCAGGUCGAUGAACCUGCUCUUCGUGAGGGUCUUCCUCUCCGCAAGCCCGACUGGGACGCUUACCUCUCCUGGGCUCUUCCUUCGUUCAAGAUCGCCACUGCUGGUGUUACCGAUGCUCUCCAAACCCACUCCCACUUCUGUUACUCCGACUUUGGUGACAUCUUCCCCUCCAUCCAGGCCCUCGAUGCCGAUGUCAUUUCCAUCGAGGCCUCCAAGAGCGACAUGAAGCUCUUAAGUACCUUCAAGCAGUACGGUUACUCCAACCAGAUCGGUCCUGGUGUCUACGACAUCCACUCUCCUCGUGUUCCCAGCGAACAGGAGAUCAAGGACCGCAUCAAGGCCAUGCUCGAGUUCCUGUCGCCUGACCAGCUCUUCAUCAACCCCGACUGUGGUCUCAAGACCCGUGCCUGGAAGGAGACUGAGGCUUCGUUGAUCAACCUCGUCAACGCUGCUCGCUGGGCCCGUCAGACCUACCAAUAAAUGCAUCGCAUGCCUUGCGCUUCAACAGCGCCCGCGUUACGGUUUAUUUAUCAGAUGGGGGAUGUCGUUGAGGUCUCUCUGGAGUCUUACUUCAUUCUUCUGCUCUGACAAAAGCUCUUGCCGUUGGGGUAAAAAGUUGUUGAACAUUUAUUUGAUUUAUUGUGGGGCCGAGUCGCCGAGAGUUCCUGUGUGGAUGUCGCUUGUUUUGGAACGAGGCAUUGGUGGAUGUGAGGCUCGUUGCUGAGCUGGUUGGUGGAAGUGGACGGAUCUUUGUAGCUAUAGGAUUUCAACAAUCCGCUUUUCGUGCCCUCGCCGGGAUGCUACCGUUGCUGCUUGGAUUUAUGUACAAAUAAAAGUGUACUUUGUCACCAUGAGAACGUCUUGAGAUGC